UUUAAAGUUCAUUAACAUAAUUUUAUUUUUUUAAUAUUGUUUUAAUUUUAAAAUACUAUAUAAAAUGAAUCUUUAUACUAAAGAAGAAAAACGUAUUUUUAAUUUUUUAUAUCAGCAAAAUUGUUGUUUAAGAUGUUGUUUUCGUUUUAUUGGAUGGCGUACAUUAAAUUGUUUUGAAGAUCCUAUUAAAUUUGCAAAACAUGUUAGAUAUAUAGAAACGGAAGAUAUUUCUUUUAAUGAUGAAAUACUUUGCAUGGCCUGUCUGGGAAUUCUCCAAAAUAAGAUACAAGAACAAGUUAUUAAAAAAAUUCAAAUUGAAAUAGAAAAACAAAAUUAUGACAGUGGAACAUUCACAUGUGCAUUAACAAUACCAAUAUGCAUCAGUCUUAGAGAACGCUUCUUACAUAUUCAAUGUGCUACUCAACUUAAUCUUUCAGAAAAUACUUUGUUAGAUCUUAAAGUUAAACUGCAAAAUGUAAAAGAUGUUUGGAAAUGGAUAAUGACUCCUAAAAUAGAACAGGCUAUUAAAAAACAAGUGGAUUUGAUAACACCUUCUCCAUUUCUGAUUGAAGUUAUUUUAACAUAUAAAUCUAAUGAGAAAGAAUGUGAAACAUUAUUAAAAAUAUACAAUGAAUCAAAUAACAUGGGAAAUAAAUACAAAAGAAAAUAUGAUGAUAAUAGAUUCAGCAAAAAAAAUAUAGAAACUAUUAUGACAAAAAUAACAGACAAAGAAUUUUCUCAGCAUUUUAAAGCAUUAUCAUUUGAAACAAAUAAUAGUAUUUUUAUAGAAAAUAUUAUGUGUUCACAUUCAAGUAUUUUUAUUGGAGGACGAUAUAAUAAGUUAUCAAGAGAACUGAGUCAAACACCAUGGUUUAUAAAUGGUGAAAAAAAAAUGCAGACAUCUGUUCAAGAUAUACUUUGUAAUCCUAUUGCUGAUGUAAUGAAAGCUCAAUCUAUUAAAUUUUUAUCAUCUGGCAGAGAAGAUGUGGAUGUAAGAAAUAUAUAUUCAGGAAGACCAUUUGCAGUUGAAUUAAUUAAUCCUCGAUUGACAAAAAUAACAGAAAAAUUAUUGUCAGAUUUAAUUAAUAAAAUUAAUCUAUCUUCACAGCAAGUACAAAUUGUCUCAAAUUUAAAAGUUUUAUCCAGAUUUGAUCUGAAAAAAUUGAAAGAAGGAGAAAAUGUUAAAACAAAAUUUUAUCGAGCACUUUGUAUUUGUCGUAAUGCAUCUAAAAAUGUGCUUUCUCUUGAAAAAUUAAAUAAUUUGAAACAUUUAAAAAUAAUUCAAAAAACACCAAUGAGAGUAUUACAUCGACGACCCUUAAGCCCUAGAGAACGUUUAAUAUAUGAAAUGAGAGCUCGUUGGGUAAAACAUCAAGAAUUAAAAAAUUUGAACAUAAGUUCCGAGGAUGCUAAUAUUUUUUUUAUAUUAGAUAUUAAAACACAAGCUGGAACAUAUGUAAAAGAAUUUGUACACGGAGAUUUUGGACGAACAAAACCAAGUUUGUGUGAUAUUCUUAAUGUUGAAAUUGAUAUAGUCGCAUUGGAUGUAACAGGAAUUAAUUUGAAUUGGCCAUAAGAAUUAUUUUAAUUUUUAAUAUUUGAAAUAUUGCUAUUACAUAUGCAUAAAUAUAAAAAAUGGUUUUAAUAAUAUGAUUUUAUAAUAAAAAA
Apis laboriosa (Himalayan honeybee) is the source of this 1668-nucleotide messenger RNA. RefSeq names its product tRNA pseudouridine synthase Pus10 (gene Pus10). Gene Ontology annotation, biological process: tRNA pseudouridine synthesis. The transcript has 6 exons. Bases 65 to 1576 code for a protein of 503 amino acids. Gene Ontology annotation, molecular function: RNA binding; pseudouridine synthase activity. NCBI's taxonomy places the organism in Eukaryota, Metazoa, Arthropoda, Insecta, Hymenoptera, Apidae. The record is from RefSeq and is a predicted model, not a curated record.